Messenger RNA from Candida dubliniensis CD36, 1290 nucleotides. It is a transcript of the gene CAG1, whose product is annotated as guanine nucleotide-binding protein subunit alpha. Bases 1 to 1290 code for a protein of 429 amino acids. The record is from RefSeq and is a predicted model, not a curated record. The transcript has a single exon. Gene Ontology annotation, molecular function: G protein-coupled receptor binding; GTPase activity; G-protein beta/gamma-subunit complex binding. Gene Ontology annotation, cellular component: heterotrimeric G-protein complex. NCBI's taxonomy places the organism in Eukaryota, Fungi, Ascomycota, Pichiomycetes, Serinales, Debaryomycetaceae. Gene Ontology annotation, biological process: G protein-coupled receptor signaling pathway.
AUGGGUUGUGGCGCUAGUGUUCCAAUUGAUGAAGAUGAAAUUGAUCCAUUUCUUCAAGAUAAACGCAUAAAUGAUGCUAUUGAACAAAGUUUACAAUUGCGUCAACAAAACUCGAAAAAGGGAGUCAAAUUGUUGUUAUUGGGUGCUGGAGAAAGUGGUAAAUCGACUGUUUUAAAGCAAUUGAAAUUAUUACAUAAAGGUGGGUUUACCCAACAGGAAAGAAGACAAUACUCUAAUGUUAUUUGGUGUGAUGUUAUCCAAUCAAUGAAAGUUUUAAUCAUUCAGGCAAGAAAAUUGAAAAUUAAAUUAGAUUGUGAUCAACCCAAUAAUCCAUUGAUUCCUUAUAAGCAGAUUAUAUUACGCAGUGAUCCUUUGAAACAAAUCGAUGCUGAUAUUGCUGGUGGCACAGAUUUCUUGAAUGAUUUUGUUGUCAAGUAUAGUGAAGAAAACAAAAACAAGAGAAGAUUGAAAAGUACUGGGACAACUGAUAUAUGGGGUAAAGACGAUGAUUCGCAUAUCAAUUCAGAUGCAAUCAACCAGGCAUUGGAACUGUCGUUGAAUAACGAUUCUGAACAGUUCACACGUCUUUCCAUAGCUGAAGCUAUCCAUAAAUUGUGGAAGUUGGACUCUGGUAUCAAAAAAUGUUUUGACAGAUCAAAUGAAUUUCAAUUGGAAGGUAGCGCUGACUAUUAUUUUGAUAAUGUUUUCAACUUUGCUGAUACAAAUUAUUUGUCAACUGAUUUGGAUAUCUUAAAGGGGAGAAUUAAAACUACCGGUAUCACCGAGACUGAUUUUUUAAUUAAAUCAUUUCAAUUUAAAGUGUUAGAUGCUGGUGGACAGCGUUCAGAACGUAAAAAAUGGAUACAUUGUUUUGAGGAUAUCACUGCUGUUUUAUUUGUUUUGGCUAUAUCUGAAUAUGAUCAAAAUUUAUUUGAAGACGAACGAGUAAAUAGAAUGCAUGAAUCUAUUGUUUUAUUUGAUUCACUAUGCAACUCUAAAUGGUUUGCCAACACUCCGUUCAUAUUAUUUUUGAACAAAAUUGAUAUUUUUGAAAACAAGAUUAAGAAAAAUCCGUUAAAGAAUUAUUUCCCGGACUACAAUGGUAAACCGGAUGACACCAAUGAAGCGAUCAAGUUUUUCGAAACGAAUUUUUUGAAAAUAAAUCAAACUAAUAAACCUAUUUAUGUUCACCGAACGUGUGCUACCGACUCCAAAUCAAUGAAAUUUGUCUUGAGUGCAGUUACUGAUAUGAUUGUGCAACAAAACUUGAAAAAAAGUGGUAUUAUGUAG